UCGGACGAAAGUGUUUGGAAACGAUAACAUAUCUGUUGAAACAUAUGUACUUACGAAAAUAUCGAGUGAAAAUCAUCAAAAUUUUGAAAAAUUUUUGGACAUCGACAUCGAAAUUGUUUCCAGUGCUAAACUUCGGAAAAGGAAAUCAAGAGAUCGAAGAAUUGGCGAAUCAAAGUCAAUGGAAAUCAAAUCGAAACCCUAAAUUUGAGCUUACCAUCAUCCACAUUGAACUUUAAGUCAACUAGCAAGUAUUAAAGUAUUACACUUAAUCACUAUAACUAAUCAAAUUAUUGGUGUGACUAUCAUAUUUAAUCUCAAAACUAUAUAGUGUAAGUUAGCCGAUCUUUAUGAUCGGGAUCAUUAUAUACAAAUAUUACUCAAACUUUAUGCAAACAUAUUACAAAAAACAUUCAAUAUAUAGUUGUUUAAAAAUAUCUAUCCAAGAAAAACCAAGAACUAUAUAUUUAAACUUUGUAGAAUAAAAUCAACUUGAUUAAAAGAAGAAUUGAACCUAUCCCGAUCGCUGUCUAUUGAAAUCAAAAUUUUGGACAAAUCUAAUCGAUUAAGAGAACAUAUUCCACACAAUCUGUUUCUAAACACACAUAUAUAACCAUUUAAUCUUAACAAAACCACUUGAGAAAAGCUAUUGAAAGUACGCUGAUUAUUAUGUAAACAAAAAACAUAAUAUUUAAGAAACAGAACACUAUUUAAAUGUAAUUAUUAACUUACAUGAAAAAUCCAAGAAGAGCUUAAAAUGCAUCCCAUACUUGAUCGCUACUAUAGCGAAAAAUUUCGAAUCAAGUUCAUAACCCGAUAUUUGAUGGAGCUGAUCCGAUUGAGAAAGAUAAGCAAGCAAAAUUCUGAAGAAUCGGACUAAGGCUUACCAAGUUUGAAGCGAUCUUCUAUCAUAAAGACACACAAAUCGAGAUCUCAAAGAUCUACAGAGAUAUUGAACCUGAAAAUAUCAAAUUGAAGAAUUGUAUUAAUAUAACAAACCCCAUUUGACAUUAUUGAAACACCGGCUAAAACGAUCUUCAUAAGAGAUCAAAGAUCUAUAUAAAAUUGAAUUGACAAUUGAAUCGAGUUAAGAACUCUCAACCGAAAUACCAAACCGUAAUUCCACAUUUUGAAAACAUCUUUAAAUCGAGUUUUAAAAUCGCGAUCGCGCAUUGAAAUUGAACUUUGAACUUUGAACUUUGAACCUUGAGGCCAAAUACAUUCAUCAUGAGGGUCCAGAAGGACGCAGGACAUGUGAUCUAAGCACAUCGCAGCUAACAGAAAAAAAAAGAAAGUGAAAUUGAGUGAGAGAGAAAAGAAUAUUGAAGAAUUGUGAAGGAGAAAAGUGGUAGAGCAGCCAUGGAUACCAAAUUGGAGGCUCGUGGCCAGUUUCCGGCCUCUUUUCCAGACACGUUUAAGAACUUCUUCGCAAUGAUGAACGAAGACGAGGAUCAUGUGGGGCUGUUUGCCAAUCUGCUGGAGGAUAAGGUGAUCCCGCGCCAAAAUAGUCCCGUACAGCCCCAGCGGCAGAGGUUCGGCGGCAGCAUGCGGAGUCACAGUGGCGGCGACCGAAGGGGUCGUGCCGAACGGCAGUAUCAGCAGCAUCAGCAGCAGAUCCAGAACCAGCAGCAACAACAGCAGCAGAAUGUCCAACAGCAGCGAGUCUUUCAGCCGCGGGGUCGCAGUGGCAGUGGCAGCAGCAUUGACCUCUAUGCCAACCGAAAUGUAAGUUUUACCAACAGCAACGCCAACAGAGUCAACUCGCUGCGCAGGAAUCGCUCGCGAGGAUCGCUGAACCUGAGCAGCAAUGGACUAAAUGCUUUGGGCCUGGGACCCGUAACCCUGGCCCCAAAUGUCAGUUCGAGCAGCAGUGGCAGUGUCGUGGACUUGACCCUGCCACCCGGCAUGACUGUUGGUGAUGUUGGAGGAAGGGGAUCAGGAGGUAGCAGCUCAAAUAUCUAUGCCUCGCCCUCCAAAUCGAACCUCAAGUCCUCUUUGAAGUCAUCCAGUUCGACUGGGCAGCGCGGAUGCGCCCUCUUUCUCGGAGUCGACGGUAAAUUCCUGUGCUGUAACAUGAAGCUUGGUUUCUUCCAUCAUGAUCCUUCUACAGAUGGCCUCCAGCAUCUUCAGCAGCAGCUCAAGGGUCAGAAGUUGUCUUCUGGACCGAAACAAGUAACUGUGGCCUGUUGCGAGUGCGUUUGCGGCAAUGGUAAAUCCCCCCGUCCCGGACCCGAUGGCGAGGACAACGGUGGGGCAAACUAUAUGAAGGGAUAUGGCGGAGGCUACUUGCUACCGGCCACACCCAAGGGAAAGAACUUAGAUAGGUCGAGCACCCUGACUUCCGCCGAGUUGGCGGCCUCAAAGAACAAGGAUCUGCAGGAGCGUCAGGAGCGGCAGGAGAAACGCGGAUCGGUCAUCCUCGAAAGGGCCUUUGAUUUCGACGCCAGCUGCGACGAGAGUGAAAGCCUGAGCAGCAGCACCCAGAAUCAGGUGCCCUCGCCGGCUCCCCACCAGCUGGCUUAUAAUGUCCUCAAGCCGAUCCUCAAGCAGCCACAGCAGCCCCAUCAGCAGCAGCAACAGAUGGUGAUGUUGCAACAGGUAAAUCCGGUGGAAUAUCAACAGAUAGUUCAUCAGCAACAUCAGGGGAUUGGACACCAGCAGCAUCAAGGAGGGGUUAUUCAGCUGCAGCAUCAAGGAGGGUUAGGGGUUGCUCAGCUGCAGCAUCAAGUGGUUACACACCAACAACAUCCGCAGCUGAACCACCAGCAGCAACAUCCGCAUCAGCAGAUAAUCCAUCAGCAACAACACCAGAUGGUUACCUAUCCGCAACACCCACAACCACACCCACACCAACAGGUGGGCCACCAGCAACCAAUGAUGCAGGGUCAACUAGCACCGCCACCGCCAUCUGGCGGCCAUGUUGUGCACCGCCUGCUUCCCACACCGCCCACACACAGUGGCUUGGGGGCGUUCCACACCCGGGAGGCGGCCCUGCAGAGGGUGCAGCAGCAGAGCGGCUAUUAUAAUCAAGGCCCCAGCACUUCGGCAUCGGCCUAUGGCUAUAACCUAUCCAUGGAGCAACAGCAUCCGCAUCAGCAUCAGAUGAUGCAGCAGCAUCAGCCGAUGCAGCAACAUCAGCCGAUGCAGCAACAUCAGCCGAUGCAGCAGCAGUUGCAGUUCGAGCAACAUCAGCAACAUCAGCAUUACGCCGAUGAUACCGAGUUGGAUUACGAUACAGAGUGGGAGUUGGACGAGGAACCUGCUCCUCAAAUGGAUCCACCACUCACCACAUUUAAUGAUUUUGUCAACGCGGCCCAGAAUCCAACUGGCAGUCGUCAGAGUCUUCGGGCCCAGAAGUCCCCGAUUUUGAACAGACGUCGCGCCUCAUCGAUAGCUGGAAACUUAUUGCACUCGGAUUAUACGUAUACCAGGAAUAGUAUUGGCGGGGCUCCGAUUGACCCCAACGAUUUUCAGCGGAUUUCGCAGAGCAGCAGUGCCAGGGAUCGCAUGUCAAUGGCCGGAGUCUUGACCUUCCAGCAGGCCAUGUCCGGAGCGGUGUCACCACAAUAUGGCACCGUGGGUUCUCUGAAUCCGCAAGGUACCGGUGAGAAGAAACCGGGAAUGGUUGGAGCCGAUGCCAUGGGAAUAGGUGGUCUACCUGGCGGAUCGGCUAACAAUAUCAAUUUGACCGUGGGCUUGGGGUUUCUCGGUGGAUCAAGCACCACCUUAGCUGCUGUCGCCGAGGUGACUAGUGGACCGGAUGGCAAUGGCGACUCCACGGACUCCCCCUCGCCCGUUUCGAUGGUCCAGAGCAAGGAGAAGCAGAAGCAGCAGCAACUCCUUCAGAUGCAGCAGGAGCAGCUGCAGUUGCCCACCCACUUGCCCAUGUUGCGGGAACGGGGCGUGGGCGAAUCCUCGGGUGCCAGUACAUCGGGCACCGCCAUCGCCGAACUGGCCGCCUCCGUGGUCCUGGCCUCCCAAUCCGGAAAACCAAUGACAGAGCGACAGCGCUUGAGGACCUCCAGCAUGCCGGCAGAAAGUCGCAGGCCCCGCCUGGCGGAGAUGAGACGCUCGGCCAUCCAUGCCGGUGAUCUGGACAUGACCUACUACCGUCUGCGCAGCUUCAGCAUCACUUCCCAUGGCAUCUGCAACUUGGGCGACUCCCUAAGAAGUCGCAGGUCACGUUCGAUCAAUUCCGUGACUUCCACUGGCACUUCAAACAGCGGUGUGGAUCGACACAAUAGCAACGCAUCGGGAGCAUCGGGCGAAGUCAUCGACGGGGAUCCGAAUGUUCCGGCCUACAAAAUUGCCAUGCUCGGCGGCUCUGGGGUGGGCAAAACCACCCUGACUUACCAAUUCACCACUUCUGAUUACAUAUGCGCGUAUGACCUGAGUCUCGAUGAUGAUUAUGGACAGAAGACGGUAUCGGUGCUAGUCGAUAACAUUGAAACGGAUUUGGAAAUUAUUGAUCAUCCCGCAUGCGAGAUGUCGACGGAGGCCUUCUGUGCCACAUACAACAUAGACCUCUUCGUAGUGGUCUAUUCUGUUAUAGAUCGGAACACUUUCGCAGCAGCCGAGCGGGUUUUGCAGUACCUCAAGGAGAACGAGAUGCUCUUGUCCCGUGGGGCUAUUUUGGUGGCCAACAAAACGGAUUUGCAGAGGCACCGCGUGGUUACCCGUCAGAUGGGCCGCAAGGUGGCGAAGGAUAUAGCUUGCAAAUUUAUCGAAACUUCAUCUGGCUUGGAUCACAAUGUGGACGAGUUGCUCGUCGGGAUAGUGGCGCAGGUGAAACUCAAUCCUCAACGGUUGCGAUUGCUAACGGAGCAGGAGCUGCAGCGCCUGAACCUGCAGAGCACUAUCCAGAAGCACCGUGGUAUGCACCUGCAGAGCCGCCGUAUGGUCCGCCAGAUGAGCAUAUGCCAGGGCGACGAGGAGAUCUUCAAUGGCGGAUUGCCGGAGCGAUCGCAGAACGGCGACGUCGACGACGACGAGCCGCACAAGGUGCCUAGCUCCUCGAAAAUGGGCCGGUCGCGAAUCGAGAACCCCAACCGCAAGCCCCUGAACCUGGAGAGCAUACUGAAAAUGGGCGAGAGCGAGGUGGACGAGGAGGAGCAAGUGGUGGAUCUGGGCAAGACGUCCCAGACCCAACUGAGCAGGUUCAACAUGCUCGCGGCCACUAUUCGUCAUCGGCGUCCGUUUCGCAAGCGUCGCUCGUUCGACGGCGGCGCUUCCACAUCUGCGGCAGCGGAUGCCGCCGCCGAGAUGCAGCGACGCUACCAGCUCCGGGCGAUGGAUGAUUUGCAGCUGGAGGGACGAUUGGCGGCGGAGGAUCGGUUUGGGGGCAGGAGGAUCGGUCUGGCCGACAGUGAUGAUGAGGAGGAUGAGGAGCUAGAGGUGGAGGGUGCCGAGGAUGGCGAAGGAGGAGCAGGAGGAGCAACAGCAGGAGCAGGAGCAGGAGGAUUGGCAGGAGUCGACGGGGGACGACGGAAUACCUGCAACCGCAAGGUGGUAAAGAAACUGACCGCCCGCACCAAGGUAUUCAUCUCGUCGGUGUUGCGCUUCAAGAAGUCCAUCAGCCUCAAGCGGCGCAACUCCUCCAGCUGCAGUGAUCUCUUCGUGAUCUAAGCAGUUCUAGGAGAUAGUAUAGGAAGUAUAGGAAGUAUAGACUGAAUGUACAUAGAAGGAAUAUAGAGGGAGUAGCACCGGGAAGAAAUAGGAUUAGGAGAUUCAGAGAUUCAGAGACCCAGAGAUUCAGAGAUUCAGAGAUUUAGAGAGAUUUUCAGAGAGCAAGCAGUGUAAAAACGAGGUGGAGUCGAACACGGAAGUGCAGGGAGUGCAAUGCAGCAGUCCAGCUUAUGAGGAGGUUUUCCAGUUCCAAAUUCCACAAAAUUAAAGAAAUACAGGGACAUCACAUCAUCCGUUUUGAGAAGGUCCGCGUACAAUUGCAGAAUUAGACCCCCAUUUUAGUCAUUGUUUAGAAGGCAACUGCAAUUGGUCACGGAAAAGCAGACCGAAUUUAAUUGAAAAACAAAAACUAAGGCCAAAGAAAUCUCUGGAAAUUUAAAAUCACUCCAAAAGGUGUCCAAAAGUAUGCUGUAAAAAAUAAAACUUUGUCUUCCGGUGGUCAUACUUGCGACUGCCGGAUAAAUUAUAAUAAAUAAUUUUACAAAUUUAUAGCAUACUUUUGGUAGCAUAUAAAGGUGGUUUCGAACCUCUGGAAAUUUCUGUGGAGCCAACUUAUACAAAAAAAAAAAAACGAAACAAAAGACGCAGCAAAUGCGGACAAUAAUUUUCUUGAUAUAAAAUAUUGAUCAGCAAAUUUUACAAAAUUGAAAAUCUAAAAAAGAAGAGGGGCAAACGUUUUAUCCAAGUGAAAACCGAAUUUUAUCAGCAAAAAAAAAAUUUAAUGAAAAAAAGAAACCAAUCUGCGGUUUUGUUGAAGUG
Messenger RNA from Drosophila suzukii, 6441 nucleotides. Its product is annotated as histone-lysine N-methyltransferase 2D. Gene Ontology annotation, cellular component: plasma membrane. The record is from RefSeq and is a predicted model, not a curated record. Lineage: Eukaryota; Metazoa; Arthropoda; Insecta; Diptera; Drosophilidae. Gene Ontology annotation, molecular function: GTP binding; calcium channel regulator activity; GTPase activity.